CUCAGGACGAGCCAUCUAACCUAUCUUUAGCCACUGCGAGCAAGUGAAUGGAGAGCCUGACUUAUCUUCACUGCUGUCAUCGAGGCUGCCAGUAUUUUUAGGGGACAGCAGCAGCUGCAAAAGCAUUUAACGGUCUUCUACGAACAAUGACACUAGGGGUGUCUCAGGACUAAACACCACAGAGUUUGUGGGACCGCUGGAGCAUUCAAAGGAAAGCGGUCUGAUAAAAUUAAAAACAUCUUAAAAGGGGCAUGUAGAAGCUUUGGCAAAAUGGACAGGUGACAUGGACUAGAUGUUAAUGAGGAGGACAUGCCACAACAAAUCUACGAAAGUGGAAAAGGAUUAUUCUGUGAAAAAAAAACUACUGCUGGAAGUGAAGGGCGGCGAAGCAGAAGAAGCUGGUCACAACGGAAUGUAUAUUGACAGUUGUCUCUGAGGACCAAACAGAGAGACUUACUUCAUAAACUGCUGGACAACCAAAUUCUCCAGAGCAAUAAAUAGACUGAAUGCCUGUAGCCUGUCAAUCUGAGUGGAGGUUGGCAAGUGAGCAGGGAUGGAUGUGUUUGGUGGAGCACCACGGUUCCUGGCAUACCCUCGGCCUGUGGUUGUACAGAGUGGCACAGAUGCGGUUCUGAAAUGUCAGAUCGGCGGAGAUCCCAGACCUGCCGUUAUAUGGGAAAGAAACAAUGAGAAGAUUCAUCCAGAGGGCAGAUACCGGGUGUUUGAGGAUGGAAAUGUCUACAAUCUUAUAAUAACUUCAGUGACAAUGGAGGACAGUGGGCAAUACAUCUGCAAGGCAAAGAACUGCAUUGGAGAGACUUAUGCAGCAGCCACUUUAAAAGUAGAAGGUGAAGCACAGGAGAUGGAAGUUCGGGAGGAAAACAAGCCACGCUUCCUCAUCAAGCCCCUCUCAACUAGGGUUGGACGAGGAGAAGAUGCCAUGUUCUCCUGUAAGCUGUGGGGAAACCCUAGACCAGAAGUAAUGUGGGAGAAGGAUGGCAAGAAGUUGAAUGAGAUCUUCGAGAGCACACAUUUCACCAUCAGCUAUCAGGAUGGAGGGUGGUUCCAGCUGAAAAUUUUCAAGACAAGAGCACCAGAUGGAGGGGUGUAUACGUGUAAGGCUAGGAAUGAAUUUGGAGAGAGUCUGGCAGGGGCUGUGCUGUUAGUGGAUGCUGGACCAGGACAUGAAGAUGAAGGCAACCGUAAUGGAUACACUAACGGCCACUGGAAAGCACAUCAGGGAAAACAAAGAAGUGGUAGACAAGUUGCGACAAAGCUGAAAAAUGACCCAUUACCAAACUCAGCCAAAGUGAAAAUGUUUGCAGUGACAGAGGGGAAACAUGCAAAGUUUCGGUGCUAUGUAACAGGGAAGCCAAAACCAGAAAUAUUAUGGAGGAAAGAUGGGAAACUUAUCUUGUCUGGACGACGGUACCUAUUGUAUGAAGACAGAGAAGGUUACUUCACACUUAAAGUUCUCUACUGCAAACAACAGGACAAUGGAGUUUAUGUCUGUUCUGCUUCAAACACUGCAGGACAAACCCUGAGUGCUGUACACCUCAUCGUCAAAGAGCCACCUGUUCGAUUUAAGCAACCAUUAAAUGACUUGCAAGUAUGGGAAAGAGACUUGGCUGUUCUUGAGUGUGAAGUUCCUGAGGACUCUGUUCCAAUCACAUGGUACUUAGAAGACAGACGACUGCAGCCUGGAGCCAAAUAUGGGAUGGAAGAGUGGGGGACAAAGCGUCGACUCACAAUUCGUGAUAUUGGAGUUGAUGAUGAUGGGAUUUAUCUCUGCGAGAUGGCUGAUGGAGGCAGAAGUAUUGCUGAGGUAGCAGUCAAAGGAACAAUUGUACGAAAGCUGCCACGAAAAGUUGAUGUCUUGGAGGGUGAAAAUGCAGCAUUCUGCGUGGAGGUAGAGGAGGAAGAAAUGGACAUUCAUUGGUACAAAGAUGGAACAGAGCUAAGAGAGACACACCAGACCAUUCUCAAAUCUUUUGGAAGGACCCACAUUUUGGUCUUUGUAAAUACCACACCACAGGACUCCGGUUUGGUCAUGUUCUACGUUGGUAGAUCAAAAACAUCAUCUCAGCUACGGGUUAAAGCGGCAAGGCACUGUCCACCAAGCUGUCCCAUAGGGGUACAAAUAAACACAGAAAGAGCAAAUGCAGCUCUUCUUUCCUGGUUUCCAGCACAAGACUCUCGAAAGAAUCCACCUUCAGGAUAUAUUAUUGAAAGACAAGAGGUUGGUUCACAAGAGUGGCUGCAAUGUUUGACCACAGACUCUGCAACCUCUGUGGAGAUUCUUGGUGACAGUGUUCCAUGCGAGGCAGAUUACAGAUUUCGGAUAUGCAGUGUCAACAAAUAUGGAAGAAGUGGAAAUGUAGAGUUCCCUCGAGCAGUUCACCUUGUUCCAGUUGCAAGAAUCCAGGCACCUUUACAAGAUGCUUUAGUGCCAGAGGGCCAGGAUGCCUGCUUUACCAUUGAGCUCUCUGCCUCGGUUAUAGGCACUUGGUUCCUAAAUGGAAAUCAGCUUCAAGACGAUGAACGUUUCUCCAUAAGGCGUUCACGUACGCACCAGUCCCUACGCAUCCGGGGGGUACGAGACACAGAUAAUGGAGCAGAGAUCACUUUCAUUGCUUAUGGAAUUCGCGAUUCUGCUGCUCUGUAUAUACAAGCUCCACUUGUAAAGUUCACUCCACUUUCUGAAAUGGAUCGAAACAAAUUUGUAGAGGUUGGCAACCCUAUAGUGCUCUACUGUGAGUUGUCAGACCCUGAGGCUCCAGUUCGUUGGUACAAGAAUGGUGUUGAACUUCAAUCAAUGGAAGGUCUGCAUAUCCAAUCAGAAGGAACGAUGAGAAGGAUUGUCAUCCAGUCAGCUGAAUUCUCCCACUCCGGAGUUUAUAGCUGUGAUGCUAUCGAUGACGUCAUCAGGUUUAAUGUGGAGGUUGAGGCCCCACCAGUGAGGUUUUCAGUUAUUCCGGAGGGCAAGAGGAACAAGUCAAUAGAAGUAGGUUCAACGAUAGCACUGCAAUGUGAGCUCUCAGACCCGGUUGCCAAGGUCUCCUGGUAUAAAGAUGGUGUGAAACUUCUACCACAAAGUGGACUAGACUUCAAAUCUGUGGGCACAAAGAGGGAACUUGUUGUCCAGUCAGCUGAAUUUUACCACUCAGGAGUGUACAGCUGCAAGACAAGGGGUGAUGCUGUUCACUUCAGUGUGGAUGUUAAAGCCCCACCUGUGAGGUUCUCAGCUGCCCCUGAGGUUAAGCGGAGAAAGUGCAUUGAAGCAGGCUGCCCCAUUAUUCUGCAGUGUGAGAUUUCAGACUCUGCUGCACAAGUCCAGUGGUAUAAAGAUGGGGAUCAGCUUCUUGUAGAAUCUGGAGUAGACAUCAAUUCAGAUGACUGCAUGAGAACUCUCAGUAUUCAGUCAGCACACCCAUCUCACGCCGGUGUGUACAGCUGCACAACAAAGGAUGAUGUCAUCGAGUUUCAUGUGGAGAUAAGAGCUGCACCGGUGAGGUUCUCAGCUGUACCGGAAUCUGGGAAGAAUAUAUGCACCGAAGCUGGUGGCCACUUUGAACUCUGCUGUAAGGUAUCAGACCCGAUGGUCCACGUCAGCUGGUUCCACAAUGAUACACAGCUUCAGCCGGAGACUGGUUUGGAUGUUCAGUCAGAAGGAGAAGCAAGGACUCUGGUAGUCAAUCCAGCUGAGCCCAGACAUUCUGGAUUGUACCGCUGUGAAACAUCAGAUGACUCUGUCCAGUUCACUGUGGAUAUCAAAGACCCACCGGUGAUGUUCUCAUCAUUACCACAUACUUUGAAGAAUCAGCUGAUUGAAACAGACAACUCCACUGAUUUGUAUGGUGAGAUCUCAGAGCCAAAUGCCAAGGUGUGUUGUUACAAGGAUGGUGUAGAGCUCGUCUCAAAAAGUCAGCCUCAUAUCAAAUCGGAGUGUACCAGGAGGACGUUAGCUGUCAAGACAGCACAGCCCUCUAAAUCUGGAUGGUACGACUAUGUGAGAACGAGUGAUGUCUUCCAGUUUAAUGUACAAGAUCAAGUGUCAUCGACCAUUUUGGCUGAUCCUGAAGUUCAGAAGACCAAAUUGGUUGAAGAAAUGGAAUCCGUUGCACUACCUUAUGUGAUCUCAGACCCUGCUCCAUAUGUCAGCCAGACAAAAGAAGAGAAGGUCAUACUUCCUCAAUCAAAACCCAAACCUGAAUUAGAAUUUGAAUCUAAUUCUGAUUUUGAACCUGAAUCUGAACAUGAAGUUCACUUAGAUGCAUCAAGAGGAGCUUUAAUCAUCCACUCACCUGAAACAUCUCUUGUUGAAGUAAAAUGCCCAAAGACACCAGAGGAUCCCAUCCAGUUUGAAAUGGACCAAGCAGAGCUGUCUCACUAUGAGGUGUUCAGUGGUGAGACCUAUGAUGACUCUGUCCAGUGCACUUUGGAUACAAAAGAAGAGUUUCUGAGAACACCAGGAACUGAGGCUGAGAUAAUAUCUGAAAAAGAGAACAACAAAAUAACAGCAGAAAGAUCCAGAGACAGGAUCCAGUGGGAGACUCCAGUGUCAAUUCCUACAACUUUCAGAUUGACUGAAGAGGAACCACUGCCAUUACCAAAGCUACAACAACAGCCACAAUCACUGGAACAACCAGAGAUACAACCAAUGACCCAACCACAGCUACAACCAGUGCUGCAACCACAGAUACAACCAAUGCUACAACCAAUGCUACAACCACAGCUACAAUCUGUGCCACAAUCAGAGCUGCAAACAAUGCUGCAACCACAGAUACAACAAGUUUUACAACUACAACAAAUGCCACAACCACAACUACAACCAAUGCAACAAGCACAAAUACAACCAAUGGUACAACCACAGCUACAUCCACAACUGCAACAACAGUUACACCUACAACCAAAUCUUCAGAAACAACCACAGCUGCAGAACCAGACAAAUACUUCAAUUUCCGAAGGCAGCGGCUCAAAUCCUAUCACAACAGAAGAGAGUGGCAUGGAUCAAGAUGACAUAGCUUUUAAGGUGGAUGUUGAAGCUUCAAGGACAAAUUUUACAUCAAUUUGUGGAAAGGAUGAGAGCUUGCCUAUUGAUGCAGACCGUUCCAGUGUACUCCUAACUGAGAACUCAGACUACACUACCCAAGAAAAACCUUUAACAGGCCAAAUGGUGGAGAAAACCACAACUUUCAAUAAACCUACAACAAAGAAAGAGAUAAUCCAUUCAUCAGAGAUGUGUUCGGAAGGAACAUAUCAGACUGUUACCAAGGACGUAUUUCUUGCAUGUCAACAAGAAGUGAAAGCUCCACCAGUGAUGUUCUCCAAUAUCGAUGAGGCUCAACGGAAUAAAUGCAUUGAGUCAGGACGACCCUUUAAACUGCAAUGUGAAGUCUCAGACCCUGAUGCGCAAGUCUGGUGGUACAAAGAUGGAAAUGAGGUGCUUUCUCAAGAUGGUAUGGUCAUUGGGUCUGAGGAAGGGAUAAGAACACUCUCUGUGCAAGCUGCUGAAUUAUGUCACAACGGAACAUACAGAUGCCAGAUGAAUGAUGAUGCCAUCACAUUCCAUGUGGAAAUCAAAGCUCCAUCACUGAAGUUCAUUCCAAUUUCAGAAGUGGAGAAGAACAAGUCCACCGAAGUAGACUCACCAAUUGUUCUGAAAUGUGAGCUAUCAGAUGCAACCUCUGAGGUGCUCUGGUGCAAAGAUGGUAGAGAGCUGGCCCCAAACCCUGAGCUCAAUUUCCAAAAAGAUGAAAAUAAACGGAAAAUAACUGUUGAAUCAGCAAAACUGUCUGAUACUGGGAACUACACCUGUCAUGUUCAAGGUGAUACCGUAUCAUUCAAGGUGGAUGAUCAAGCUCACCCUGUUAGGUUCUCAGCACUCCCAGAAAUUGCAAGGAACAAGUUUAUUGAAGCAGGCUGUCCAAUUAUACUUCAAUGUGAAAUCUCAGACCCUACUGCCCAAGUUACCUGGCUCAAAGAUGGAGUCGAACUCCAACAACACAGUGGACUUGACAUCCAAUCAGAGGGCACUAUGAGGAAAUUGAUCAUCCAUUCAGCUGAGCUCAAACACUCAGGCAUGUACAGCUGUGAGGCUGUGGAUGAUCUCAUAGCAUUCAAGGUGGAUGUUGCAGCUCCACCAGUGAUGUUCUCAGCUGUUCCUGAAAUUGAGAAGAACAAGUGCAUUGAAGCAGGCGGGCCAAUCAUUCUCCAAUGUGAGAUAUCUUAUCCAACAGCCCUGGUCCAAUGGUACAAGGAUGGAUUACGGCUUCUACCUCAAUCUGGGGUUUACAUCCAAUCACAGCACACGAUGAGGACACUGGUUAUCCAAUCGGCAAAUGUAUCCCACUCUGGGUUUUACAGUUGUAAUUCUGCUGAUGAUAUCAGCGAAUUUUUUGUGGAAGUUAAAGCACCUCCUGUGACAUUUGCCAACAUACCAGAAGAUGAUCUGCACAGAAAUAUUGUGGAACAAGACAAUAUACUCCUUCGCUGUCAAGUGUCUAGGUCAGAUGCUACUGCACAAUGGUAUAAGGAUGGAGUAGAGCUUAAGUCUAGUAACCACGUCCUCAUUGAGGUGGAAAACGACAUUCGAAGGCUAAUUAUCCUCUCAGCUCAGCUCUCAGAUUCUGGGACAUAUACCUGUCGUGCUGGAGAUAGCGCUUUAGUAUUUAAAGUUAACGUAAGAGAACCUCCAGUUAUGAUUGUAUAUCCCAAGGAAGAUGUCCACCUUGAUCGCCAUGUUCCUGAAGAAAUUGUUCUCAGCUGUGAACUUUCACGGCCAAACGGAAAGGUGACAUGGUUCAAGGAUGGACAGAAACUACAGGAGAGUGAAAACAUCAAGCUAAAGACAGAAGGUCCAUAUAGACGGCUAAAAAUUCUGCACAGUGGUAUUGAGGACUCUGGAGAAUAUGUCUGUGACACAGCUGAUGAUUCUAUAUUUUUCAAUCUAAACAUAAAAGAGCCACCGGUACGUAUAGUUUCUCCAAGUCAGUCUCAAAUGGAACUUUGCCAGCAGACCUCUGAAAGGAUGGUCCUGAGCUGUGAAAUCUCUAGACCUAAUGCCACGGUACGCUGGUAUCGAGAUGGUCUUGAAGUAGAGGAGAGUGACAGCCUAAUUCUGGAAGUUGAUGGUGUCUAUAGGAGACUUAUUAUCCCAAAACCUACUGUCAAGGACUCUGCAGAAUAUGUAUGUGACACCACUGAUGACUCAGUGACAUUCUUUGUAAAUAUUGCAGAGCCACCAGUCAGAUUUAUUCGUCCAAGGAAAAUGGUCUAUGGAGUAGAGAAACUUGUUGGUGAGAUUGUGGUCCUUGAGUGUGAAGUGUGUCGACCAAAUGCUGAAGUUAGCUGGAAGAAGGAUGGAGAUGAGAUUGAGGAGAAUAGCAACGUAACUAUAACAGAGGAUGGCACAAAUCGUCAGUUAACAAUUCACUCCGCAGCUUUUGAGGAUGCAGGGCAAUAUGUCUGUGAUGCCAGAGAUGAUGUCAUGGAUUUUCUAGUAAAAAUCAAAGAUCCACCACUGAAAAUUCUGCGAAAAGCUGACAUAGAAACAAAAUGCCAGUUUAUGGUAUCUGAUGCCAUUGUGUUAAAAUGUGAAAUCUCAAGAGCAAAUGGUGUGGUCAAUUGGCUAAAAGACAAUGAGAAGAUUGACGGAAAUGAGCAUUUCACCUGUGAAGAACAAGGGGCAUUCAGAUCUCUGAUUGUCCUUAAUGCUGAGAUGAGAGACUCCGGGGAGUACAUUUGUGAUGCGCAAGAUGACAAAGUUGUCUUCAGUGUUACUGUAGAAGAGGCUCCAGUGUCCAUUGUUGGAAAUACACAGAAGCCAAAACACUGCAUAUUAAUGACAGGAGAUGAGCUCACCAUUGAGUGUGAGGUGUCUCGAAUAAAUGCUAUAGUCCAGUGGUACUGCAAUGGAUGUUUACUAAAACAGGACUCACGCACACACAUUGAAAGCAGUGACACAAUGAGGAAGCUUGUGAUAUCAGGACUUCAGACAUCUGACUCUGGGGAGUAUCUCUGUGAUGCCAUUGAUGACAAAAUGACAACCAUGCUAACAGUUCAAGACCUUCCCUUCAAAUUCAUCAAAAAAGAUGAAAAAACAAACAUUUUAGCUUAUGAAGAAGACAGUUUGACACUACGUGCCACAGUCAACAGAGCCAACGCCCCAAUUAAAUGGCAGAGAGGUCGUGAUUCAAUCAGAGGUGAUCGGUUCCACACAACAAGUGAUGGAAACACCCACUACCUUACCAUUAACCCACUCAAGAGAGGGGAUAGUGGUGAGUAUACAUGUCACUUGGGAACUGACGAGAUGCACUUCAAUGUCCACAUCAAAGAAAUGAGGGUGAAAUUCUCCAAGCCACUGGAAAACACAGCGGGACUCAAAGGUAGCAAUGUGGUUUUAAAAUGUGAACUGUACAAGUCAAAAGGAGAUGUUCAGUGGCUCAAAGAUAGCCAAGAGAUUGCAGCAAACAGACAUUUUACAAUCAGAGCUGAGGGUCGAGUGAGAAGUUUAACAAUACAUAACAUCACAGAAGAUGAUGCAGGAGAAUAUGCUUGUGAAUCCAAAGAUGAAAGGACAUCAGCUACUGUAACAGUCAAUAUACCUCGCAUUGUGGAGUUUAUUGCAGAGCUACACAACAUGACUGUAAUGGAAGGAGAAGAUGCAACAUUUAAGUGUGUGGUGUCUCCAGAGGAUGCAAAGCUAUCCUGGUAUAAGAAUGGCCAGCUCAUUUCAUCAAAUGAGAAGUUCAACAUCUCCAGCAAUGGAUUAUGCCAUAUGCUGCAUAUCAAAAACUGUCAAGUCUCAGAUAGCUGCACAUUGACAGCUGAGGCUGAAGGUGUGAUUUCCAGAGCUCUCCUUCAGGUCCAAGAGGCACAGGUGCUGUUCACAAAGAGCAUGGACCCAGUGGUUGCAGAGGAGUUUGGAGAGGCAACACUUGAGGUGGAGGUCAGCACACAGACUGCAGAGGUCCAGUGGAUGAGACAAGGAGUGGUUAUUCAUCCAGGAUCCAAAUUCACCUUGAAGCAGAGUGGUCGAAAACGUUCUCUCACAGUUCACAAACUAACCCUUUCAGACCGAGGAACAUACAGCUGUGAAACACUUCACGAUCGCACACAAGCCAAGCUUAGUGUGGAACCACGAAAAAUCAAGAUUCGGAAAGGUCUUAUUGACAUCCAGACUAUCGAACGAGAGACAGCUUCCUUUGAGGUGGAACUGUCACACAGCAAUGUUGAGGGAGUAUGGCAAAAGGAUGGGCAUGCCCUCAAAACCAACAACCGGUUACGCAUGACUGCACAAGGACGGGUACACAGUCUUACCAUCUCCAGCCUGACCUUGGAUGACACUGGCACCUAUAUAUUCUCUGUUGAUAACGUCAGAUCAUUAGCAAGAUUGGAUGUUAAAGAAAUCCCAGUUUCAAUCCUGAAAAAGCUUGAUGAUAUCAGACAACCAGAGGGAUCUGGGGUAACCCUUGAAUGCGAGUUAUCACGCCACAACAUAGACAUUAAAUGGACAAAGAAUGAAGUUCAGCUUAAACCAGGUAAAAACCAUCGUAUUUACUCAAUGGGAAGAAAGUGCUUUCUUCAAAUACUGAAGUGUGAGUUGGGAGACUCUGGAUUAUAUGUGUGUGAUGCUGGGGAUGCCACAACAUCAUGUUCGGUGGAUAUCUAUGAGAGAGAGCUUGAGAUACUGCAAAGCUUAGAGGAUCUGGACAUUCAAGAAGACCAGAAUGCGGUGUUCAUGUGUGAAGUGUCUCUGGACGAUGUGCCUGGAGAAUGGUUUAAGAAUGGAGAAAAGAUAAAACCGACCAGCACAAUUAAGAUUCGUCAGGAAGCGAAUAAGCACUUCCUCCUUAUAUGCAAUGUUAAAGAAGACGAUUCAGGAGAGAUCAAGUUUUUAGCCAAGAAUGUGGAGUCUACAGCUUACCUUGAGGUGGAAGCAUUACCAGCAAACAUUGUGAAACCACUGCAGGAUAAAACUGUUCUGGAGAAAACCCGUGCCAUAAUGGACUGCACACUAACAAAUCCCCGCUGCAGCAUUCGCUGGUAUAAGGGACCUAAUGUCAUCCUGCCCUCAGAGCACUUUGAGAUCUGCAGUGAAGGGUGCUAUCGAAAACUUGUGAUCCAGCAGGUGCUGCUGGAGGAUGAGGGCACCUAUAGUGUUCAAGUAGGAAACUACACAUCUUCAGCAAGACUAACUGUUGAAGCUCAGUCGAUCCUGAUGGUGCGGGAACUGCAGGAUGUGAAUGUAACCGCUCCUGCAGAUGCAUGCUUUGAAUGUGAGAUCUCUUUGCCUGUGGCCAAGGCACCUACGUGGACCCUCAAUGGGGAGACGCUGUAUCCUAGUCCUAAAGUAGUGCUGGAAAAAAUGGGAACUGUUCAUAGGCUCACUUUUAAACAAACAUCAGAAGAAUUGAGCGGCACCGUGUGCUUUAUCACAGGGAGAACCAAAAGCACAGCACAGCUGUGUGUCAGAAGAAACAACUGAGAAACAACACAUGCACUUAGUGCAUAAUACUCAACUUGCUUUUUAAAUGUAAAAAUACCAAAUGAAAUGAUAAAGCUCACAUUUCUUUUAAUAUAUCUGAAAGUGAGCCUAACAAGAAUUUAAAAUCCAAAUAUAUAUUUUGUGUAUAUUAUAUGCCAUUCUAAGUGGUUCAUCACACAUGUAUAAAAUUCUUUAAAUGGCACCUAUGAUGAAAAUCAUCUAUUGUAAGAUGUUUGGACUGAACUGUUUAGGUAUAGUGUGUCCACAGUCAUAUUGGGGUGAUAUAAACAAAAUAAGUCUCUUUUUUAAAUUUCCUGACGUUAAAAUAAGACCCAAAUCCCUCCCAUUUUGAGGCUGACUGCAACGUGACAUAGGGGUGCAGUUUCCCUGCCCACCGAAUUGAUUGACAGCCCCGUAUUAACAUGUCUCGGUAGUAACGCAUAUAAUCACAUCAACAAGACAGGACAUGCACAACGAUCUAAAAGAUCUGUUCAGCUCUCUGUGAUCAUCAGUCAUUAUCAAAUGUGAUCAAGAAUAAGUUUUACAAGUUAAAAAGUUUUAAAACAGUGCAUGUUUGUAAUGAAGAACAUCGAUUUAUUUCAGCUUUACUUAUCACCACAGCCCCGUGUCAGUAUUUAAUCCCGGUUUGUGGACGUUAAAUCAGGUUUAAUUUUGUACAUCAACACAACGGAUAUUCAUACAGCAGUGGAUAUUAACGUGUAUCCUGUCACAUUUGCCGUGCAAAAACAGUGCAAACUUAAACAUGAGCUGUGUGUGUCUGUGUGUGCGGGAACUUUGAAACGACAUUGUGUGUGACUCAUCGUUGCAGAAAGACCUGCAUUAACUCCACAACAAAUACAUCAAAUAAUCAUCGGUAAAGUUCUUAGUUCUGUAAUAUUUCUCACAAACCUUACGUGAGAUCUGCUUCCCUCAUGUCACUGUGAUGUUAAUCUGACACAGCCGAGUCGGAGACUGAGGCACACUCUGACAGGCAUGUGGGAAUGGUGGAUGGCGAGAACUGGCAUCAAAAACAGCUACAUUGUGUUCAGAGCAGAAUAUUUCAAUAUUCUGAAAGCUAAUAAUAUAAAUAUAAUAUAUUCUGAAAGCUAUAAUAAAUAAUCUGAUGGGAUUUCAGAUUCUGGAGACACAAAAGACUUAUCUUAAAUCUUGAAAAAGGGAUGAAAUAGGUGUCCUUUAAAUCCUCAUGCUUUCUAAAUCUUGGAUCAAACACAUUGGGCUUUAGAAACUAACAAACUUGUGGAAUCACCCGUGUUGGCACAACUUAAAUUUCUAGCCUUUUUUAAACAUUUUAUUUAGGAUUUUAUUUGGCAAUUUGUGUACUACUGUAUAUCAUUGUAUAGAUAUCCUUUUUGUGUGUUUUUUUUAAAUAUUAGAUAAAAGUGAGGUUAAGGCAUGUAAUAAAAAUAUGCAGGGCCAAAGAUGAUUAAAAGAGGGUUUGGGACGGAAAGAAAAACUUUAGAGUAGGCUAUGUAACAAACACAAUGAGUUCAUGAAUCAAUUUUACCAAGUAGGAAAACAUUUACAAAUACAGUACAUGGAAAUGCUUUUGAGUUUGCUUCUGUUGUAUUCAGAAAGCAUUUCACAAUUCUUGCCUUUUACUAAAGUAUCUAAAUGAAUGUUCCCAUGUUUAUCAAUACCUUUCAAUAAAAUUUGAAAACUA
Messenger RNA from Danio aesculapii, 12170 nucleotides. It is a transcript of the gene obsl1b, whose product is annotated as obscurin like cytoskeletal adaptor 1b. Gene Ontology annotation, molecular function: protein binding. Bases 554 to 10489 code for a protein of 3311 amino acids. The record is from RefSeq and is a predicted model, not a curated record. The transcript has 37 exons. Lineage: Eukaryota; Metazoa; Chordata; Actinopteri; Cypriniformes; Danionidae.